Molecule: messenger RNA, 678 nt
Organism: Rotaria sp. Silwood2
Lineage: Eukaryota; Metazoa; Rotifera; Eurotatoria; Philodinida; Philodinidae
Source: the annotation of a GenBank genome assembly
AUGAGUGAAAAUCAUGAAGAAACAAAUGAUUUAAUAGAUAUAUCAACAAAAGAUCAUCUUAGAAAUGAUUUAAACGCAACUGAUGAUGAAUUAAAAUAUUUAGAAAAAUUAUUAAAAAUUCAAAAAGAAAAAAUGACUAAACAUCAAGUAAAUAGAAAUGAACCAUCUGUUGUUAUUGAUAAUUUUCUUUAUCAUGGGGAUUUGGCUCAUGCUAUUGAUGUUAAUUUACUUUUGGAUCUUCAUAUAAGACACAUUAUAAAUAUAUGUGAUUGUCCAUUAGAUAAAGAAAUUUAUGAGAUUUUUGAUGUUUUAUGGAUAAAGGAUAUGGAAGAUCAUUUUCAAGGAAAUAUUCGAAAACAUUUUGAUGAAACUAAUGAGUUUUUAUUGAAGUGUAAACAAAACAAUGAUAAAGUAUUAGUUCAUUGUCAAGCUGGAAUAUCUCGAUCAUCUUCUAUUGUUCUGGCAUAUUUAAUCAGUAUUGAUAAACAAAGUUUAGAAAAAGCUUAUGAACAUUUACUUGAACGACGAUCGAUUGCUGCUCCUAAUUAUGGUUUUCUUAUUGAAUUAAUUCGAUAUGAGAAUGAAAUUCAACAAAAAACUCAACUAAAUACAACUGAUGAUAAACAAAAGCCAGUAAAAUCUAUUGACGAUAAUUCAGUCGAUAAAACGAAAUUAUAA